AUGAUGCUGUUUCGCAGUCUUUUGGCUGGGCUUUUGGCGACGUUGCCUUUGGCUUUGGCUCAGGAUGCUGCCAUGUCUGCGUUGGCGACACUGCCAAAGUGUGCUUGUUCAUGCACAAAUGCCCCUCUUCAAGCAGAGAUCGAAAAGUGUGUCUUGACAUCGUGUACAGUCCCGGAGGCUAUGACAUGCGACGCACCCGUACGAGAUCACCGAGGCCAAUUCGUUUCCCUAAAUGCCGUAAUGGGCACCCUAUCAGGCCUAUUUGUCCUCCAACGAUUCGGCACGAAACUCUUCCUGAAGCUACCUCUUGGCCUCGAUGAUUUAUUUAUUGUCUUUGUCAUGUGUGCUGCUGUCCCAUCUAUUGUUAUCAACGCAUACGGUCUAGCUCCCAAUGGCAUCGGCCGCGAUAUCUGGACGAUAACACCCCAACAAGUCACGAAUUUCGGCCGACUCUUCUAUAUCAUGGCUAUCCUCUAUUUCUGCUUGCAAACCUUUCUCAAGCUAUCUAUGAUUUUCUUUUUUCUGCGGAUCUUCCCUACGAAAGGCGUUCGAAAAAGCCUCUGGACCACUGUUAUUUUCACAUCAAUCUUUGGUCUGGUUUUUGUCUUUAUCACCAUCUUCCAAUGCAAGCCCAUCAGCUACUUUUGGACAAAGUGGGAUCAUCAACAUACUGGGACAUGUCUUGAUGUCAACGCUAUUACAUGGUCGAGUGCAGCAGUCAAUAUUGCGCUUGAUAUCUGGAUCUUGACUAUUCCUCUCUCACAAUUGAAAAAGAUGAAUUUGGAUUGGAGGAAGAAGAUUGGCGUGGGCAUGAUGUUUAGCGUGGGAAUUUUCGUCACCAUCAUGAGUAUUCUUCGACUUACAGCCACCAUCCGAGCGGGUACAGGCAAAGGCUCGAACAACCCGACAUGGGAGUACCUCGCUGUUACCAGAUGGUCUACUAUCGAAGGCAACGUCGGAAUCAUCUGCGCCUGUUUGCCUUCUUUCCGUAUGCUUCUCGUCCAAAUCUUCCCCAAGGUUCUCGGCACAUCUCGACGCGGUUACCAGACAUACGAUCAAUACGGCAGCAACAAACCUACGAAUGGAGGCACGAAUGCGAGCCGCAACCGCUCAAGAGCACAGCUUGGUACAACUUCUCACGUCGACAAAACACCUCCUUCACGUAUCGACCCUAUCGGCAUUACUUGCAAUCGCACAUAUGAGGUGGAAUAUGGUCAAACAGAUGAGACGCAUCUUGUUGCUAUGAAGGAUAUAGAGAUGGAUUGGCGGAGUGAAAGGUCUCAGACGUCUCAGGCAUGA
This is a messenger RNA of Fusarium graminearum PH-1, 1299 nucleotides long. RefSeq lists its product as uncharacterized. The coding region runs from base 1 to 1299 and encodes 432 amino acids. The transcript has 4 exons. Lineage: Eukaryota; Fungi; Ascomycota; Sordariomycetes; Hypocreales; Nectriaceae. The record is from RefSeq and is a predicted model, not a curated record.